Molecule: messenger RNA, 609 nt
Organism: Brassicogethes aeneus
Lineage: Eukaryota; Metazoa; Arthropoda; Insecta; Coleoptera; Nitidulidae
Source: the annotation of a GenBank genome assembly
GCCAUCUAUGCAACCAAUGCUGAACUAACUGACAAUUUGAGGUUAUGUAAAGUAUUAAUCAAAAUAAACAAUUUUUAGUCGAAAUAGGCGAUUUAUUUUAAAUGUUUCAUAAUAAAUAGUGCAUUCUAACACACCUACAAGCGACUAUGGUAGAAGAUACAGUAAAUAUAAGCAAUAAACCAAAGACGAAAUCCAGCGAUAAACCUCGAUAUGUUUACUCGUGGAGUGUCACAGAUGUGCAAAAAUGGUUUAGGAGACACUGUAGCGAUUAUUUCGCUCUAUAUUCCGACACCUUUUUAAAAAAUGAUAUAACUGGUCGAACACUAAUCAGGAUUAACGAUAACUCUCUUUUAAGACUUGGAAUUACAGACAAAAAACACAGGGACGACAUCUGGAGGGAAAUAUUGAAAUUAAGACUUAAAACCGACAUUUUGGAGAUCAUUGAUUUGGAGAAACAGAAUACAAAUAAUUUGUACUACGAUUAUUCUAUCGCAUAAUAUGAUAUACGAGGUGUAUUUUAUUUUAUAUUUAUUAUUAUUUAGCUCGUUGUUUCUCAUAUAUUUUAGCAUUUUUGUGUAUUACCUUUUUAAUAAAUAAAGUUUUAAUGUG